AUGGUUGGAAGAAGCUUAGUACCGGAUGCAACUACGGAUGAAGCUGUUUUAUACCUAACUACUGUGAAGAAAGCAUUUCAUGAUGAACCUGAAAAAUAUUACCAGUUUCUCAAGAUAAUGCAUGAUCUUAGUGCUCGAAGAGUCGGCCCAGCUACUGUCAUUGCAAGGAUGGAGAAACUCUUGAAAGAUCACUUGGAUCUGCUUCUUGGUUUCAAUGCUUUCCUUCCAGCUGAAUUUCAGAUAACCAUCCCACCCGAGGUUAACAACGAGUUCGGCCAGUUUCGAAAUGUAUCACCGGAGGCAACUAUGGAUGAUGCGACUUCAUACCUCACUGCUGUGAAGGAAGCAUUAUAUGACGAACCUGCAAAAUAUGCCGAAAUUAUUAAGCUCUUGAAUGAUCUUAGAGCUCGUAGAGUCGAUACCGCUAGUGUUAUUGCAAGGGUGGACGAACUCCUGAAAGAUCACCAGAAUCUGCUGCUUGGUUUCAGUGUCUUUCUUUCAUCUAAAACGAAUUUUAUCAGGAAGCUUAAGGCAAGGUUUCAGGGCGAUGGUAGUCUUGUAGUUAACUCAGUUCUCCAGAUAUUGAGAAUGUACAGAGAGGGAAACAAGUCCAAAGAUGAUGCGUAUCAAGAGGUCUUUGCACUUCUUCAGGGUCAUGAGGAUUUAGUCAUGGAGUUUUCAGAGAUUUUCAGUGGACUCACCUAUCCAUCAAGGUCAACCUCUACUAGAGUCUAG
Camelina sativa (false flax) is the source of this 735-nucleotide messenger RNA. The record is from RefSeq and is a predicted model, not a curated record. Lineage: Eukaryota; Viridiplantae; Streptophyta; Magnoliopsida; Brassicales; Brassicaceae.